Arachis ipaensis is the source of this 3318-nucleotide messenger RNA. The record is from RefSeq and is a predicted model, not a curated record. Lineage: Eukaryota; Viridiplantae; Streptophyta; Magnoliopsida; Fabales; Fabaceae.
AUGGAAACAGGCAAGUUAAGAUGGGUUCGACAAAGACAAAAGGAACUUCGAGCUGAACUGUAUCAAGGCUUGCAAGAUGCUUUGCACACAGGAGAGAAUAAUGCUGAAAAUGUUGGCAGAAGAACGAUAUUACCAUCGUCGUUCGUGGGCAGUCGUCGAGACAUGACUCAACGUUUGGUCCGAGCGGAAAUACCAUGUAAAGAAACAGAACCCCACUUACAUGAGGCAGUGCUAAGGAAUAUGGUCCAUGGUCCUUGCGGAACACUAAAUCAAUCUUCACCGUGCAUGAAGAACGGUCAAUGUAAACGCAACUACCCAAAAGAGUUCGUACCCGAGACACGACGAGGUGAUGACUCAUAUCCUCAAUAUAGGAAGCGAUUUGAUACUCCAAUCCCUAUAAACCAAAAUGUCACAAUUGACAAUAGAUGGGUGGUUCCGUACAACCCUUGGCUACUACUAAAGUAUGAUUGUCAUAUCAAUGUAGAGAUAUGUAGCAGUAUCAAGAGCAUAAAAUAUCUAUACAAGUAUUGCUAUAAGGGACCAGACCGUGUGGCAAUGGAGGUUCACAGAAGUUCUCAUUAUGAUGAGGUGCAACAGUUCAUUGAUGCAAGAUGGAUUGCCGCUCUAGAGGCAUGUUGGAGGAUAUUUAGAUUCAACCUUUACCGAAUGUAUCCAUCAGUUGAAAGGUUGCAAGUUCAUUUGCCAAAUCAACAUCAAGUGAGCUUUUAUGAGCACCAAACUAUUUCUGAAAUAGUUAAUAAUGACUAUUUCUCAAGAACAAUGCUCACUGAAUUUUUUGCACUUAAUCGGGCCGAUGACCAACAAUCUAGGCAUCUUUUGUACAGGGAAAUCCCAGAAUAUUACAGUUGGCACAGCAAGGAAAAAGAAUGGCAUCGACGCAGGACACAAAAGAGAGCUAUUGGUCGGAUCUAUACCGUUUCGCCAACAGAAGGUGAAAAAUUCUAUUUGCGUAUUCUGUUGUCAAAUGUAAGAGGCCCAACUGGUUGGGAUGAUUUGCUAACAGUCGAUGGUGUCCAAUAUUCGUCCUUUAAGCAAUCCGCUCAGCAUCGAGGACUGUUGGAGAGUAAUAGUAGUAUAAGAUCAUGUUUGGUUGAGGCAUCCAUUUUAAGAAUGCCAUGUGCUCUAAGAAGGUUGUUUGCCACCAUUCUAAUUUUUUGUGAGCCAACAGAUGUAAGAAGUCUGUGGGACGAGUUUCUUUCAUGUAUGGUGGAUGAUUACGCAUCAACAAGCACUACAACCUGUAAUGGGUUGACAAAUCGUUUGCUUAGGGAUUUAAAUGACAUCCUCCUACAACAUGGAAAACAUAUUGCACAAUACGAUUUACCAGCUCUAACCUCAGAUAACGACAACGACAACUUCAUGUCUAGAAUUAUUCAAGAAGAAAUGUCCAUCGAAGUUCCUCAAGAAGACCUGUGUUCUAUAGAAAGAUUGAAUCAUGACCAGUCUGCAGCUUUCAGGUGCAUUAUGAAUACAAUUGAUCGAAGAGAAAGUGGAGUGUUCUUCGUGGAUGGACCAGGAGGAGCAGGUAAGACAUUUCUUUACAGAGCUAUAAUUGCAGACUUAAGAAGUAAAGGGCAUAUUGUCUUGGUAACUGCGUCCUCAGAAAUAGCUGCAACUUUACUGCCUGGUGGUCGAACAGCUCAUUCUAGAUUUAAGAUCCCAAUCAAUGCAGAGCCAUCCUCCACGUGCAAUAUAAGUAAACAAUCUGAUCUUGCAAAACUGAUUAGGCAGACGACCGCGAUAAUUUGGGAUGAAGUGCCAUUGACUAAUAAAGAGACAAUGGAAUCACUGGACCGCACAUUACGAGACAUCUUAGAAAACAAUAAUCCAUUUGGAGGGAAGGUGAUGGUUAUGGGAGGGAAUUUUUGCCAAGUACUACCUGUUGUGCCGAAAGGAAGUAAGUCGCAAAUGAUUUCAGCUUCUAUUGUUAAAUCACAUUUGUGGGCAUUCACCAAAAUUUUCCACCUGCGACAAAAUAUGCGAUCUCUUAAUGAUCGUGAUUUUGCGGAGUAUCUUAUGCGCAUAGGGGAUGGGAUUGAGCCUACCAUAUGUGAAGACUUGGUACAAAUAGAAGUAGGCAUGGCAAUACCAUGGGAAGGUGAGGCAUCAUUACACAAAUUAAUAGAAGAAACCUUUCCAAUUUUACAAUCUCAUGGGUGGGAUGCAUCUUAUAUGGUGGAGAGAGCGAUAUUGACACCCAAGAAUCAUGAUGUGCAACAGCUUAAUGAUAUUUUCAUCAACCAAUUUCCGGGAGACGAACGAAUUUUAGCAUCCUUUGAUGAAGUAGAAGGAGAUACAAAUAAUCUGUAUCAACAAGAAUAUCUUAACUCGAUCUCUACAGGUGGAUUUCCACCUCAUAUGUUGAAGGAAACAGGAUUUCAAUCGUUAUGGAAUACAUGGAAGGAUGAGCAAUCAAUUGCAUCAAUGAGACCAAUCGACAAUAAAGUUCAUCCAAUCAAAAUUUAUUCUAUUGGUUGGGGAGGUACAGUUAAAGCAGACAAAACUCAACUAUGGAAGAUGGAGCCAAGGUCUCAAGAAUCAAGCUUCAUCGCUUGGAGCAAAGCUCCAAUGGCGAACAACUUGGGCACAACCACAGUUACCUACACUUUAACAGAAGAUUGUUGUGAGCGGCCCCAAGAUUCCAACAAAGACAAUGUUGAUCGAGUGGUGACUCCAAAAGAGGAAACUAAAUGGAAUGAUGAUGACAAAAAGAAAGUGGAGCUGAACGCUAAAGCCAUCAACCUUCUACACUGUGCUAUCAGUUUUGAGGAGAGACUUAGAAGGCUAAUGAAGAACAAAGGCAAGUAUAAGGGCUCAAGCUCAAAGGAGUACAAUAAGGACAUGAGCAAAGUGAUUUGCCACAACUGCAAGGAGGCUAGACAUUUCAAAUACAACUGUCCGAAACUCAAGAAGGAAGACAAAGGAAAGAAAGAAAAGAAAAGAGUGCUCAUGGCAUCUUGGGAGGAUCUUGAAAAUGAUUCAGAUGAGGAAGAAGACUCCGAAUGUGAAGCUCAAAUCUGCUUCAUGGCUGGUGAGGAUCAACUUGAUGAGGGCAAAGAAGGAGAAUCCAAAAAUCAAGAGAAAGAAAUUUCUGGGCCAUCUAAAUCUGAUAAAGCUGCUGCAGGAGAUUCUGCAGGAGAUAAUUCUGUUUUGUCUCAUGAAUUUGGCAAAAUUUUUGACAGUACAACUUCUUUGGAUCCUACAAUGACUGAAACUGCUCCUAAGUCUACAAGAUCCCAUGAGUGGAGAUUCUUAAAGAAUUAUCCACAGAAAUUUGUCAUUGGAGAUGUUUCUUAA